Penicillium olsonii is the source of this 939-nucleotide messenger RNA. NCBI's taxonomy places the organism in Eukaryota, Fungi, Ascomycota, Eurotiomycetes, Eurotiales, Aspergillaceae. The record is from the annotation of a GenBank genome assembly.
AUGAGGGCCAAACGUUCAAAGAAGUAUCGCAAGCUUAUGCACCAGUAUGAGCUGACUUUCGGUUUCCGAGAGGCCUACCAGGUCCUGGUUGACUCGAACUUCCUGCGCGCCACUGAUCAGUUCAAGAUGGAGCUGAUUCCUGCCCUCGAGAGAACCGUCCAGGGCAAAGUCAAGCCCCUAUUGACAAAGUGCUCGCUCGCCGCAAUCAUGGCUGCGCAACCCAUCAACCCCAAGACCGAAAAGCCUUACCGUCCUCUCUUCCUCCCUCCCCCCACUGAACUUCCUCUCCGCCACUGCUCGCACAACGCAGACUCAACGCCAAUCGACGAGAUUGAAUGUCUACUCUCACUUCUUUCGCCCAGCUCAGACGUCAAGAAGAACAAGGAGCAUUACAUCCUCGCUACUGCGGAACCGAUCUUGCGAAAGACCAACCCCAACGAACCCAAGCGGAAAUGGAAGACCGAGGAUGACCGCAAGGAAGAAGAGGCCAUGCGCCGUUCCAAGACCCUGCGCACGUCCGCUCGCAGCAUUCCCGGUGUCCCAAUCAUCUACGUUAAGCGCUCAGUCAUGGUUCUCGAGCCAAUGAGCAACCCAUCCGAGAUGAUUCGCGAAGGUCACGAGCGAGGCAAGUUCCGCGCCGGACUAGACGUCGAGCCUCCACUGGGCAAGCGCAAGCGUGAUGGCGAGGAGGACGAGGCAGAAUCCGACGAGGAGCCCAAGAAGAAGCGCGGACCUAAAGUGAAGGGGCCCAACCCUCUCAGUGUGAAGAAGGCCAAGAAGCGCCCUGAUGCCCCGGCUCCGAAGAAGAAGGCUGCUACUGUAGAGGCUGAGGGUGAUGAUGCUGCGCCCAAGCCUAAGCGGAAACGCCGUCACAAUAAGGGUGUCCAUUGGGAGGUUGAAGAUGCCGCCGAGUCGCAGCCUGCGGAGGUUGACGCUUGA